UGCAUGCAGGGAGUUUUCCAGGGGAAACACAAGUCGAGCUCAUCCUCGUCCUCAUCCUCCCGCCCUCCUGCGGUGCUCGGUGGUGGAGAAGCGCAUCGGGGACGGAGAACGCAACGCGGGGCUCGCUCGCAGCUCAGAACACAAUUAAACGGGGGGGAAAUCACGCUCAAUACUUCCGUCGAGGACUAUCCACCCGGCCGCAAUGGGGAACCGGGGCAUGGAGGAUCUGAUCCCCAUGGUGAACCGCAUGCAGGAUGCCUUCUCCGCCAUCGGCCAGAACGCCAACCUCGACCUGCCUCAGAUCGCCGUGGUGGGCGGGCAGAGUGCGGGGAAGAGCUCGGUGUUGGAGAACUUCGUGGGCAAGGAUUUCCUUCCACGUGGCUCCGGCAUCGUGACCCGUCGUCCUUUAGUUCUGCAGCUGAUGAACUCUCCUACAGAGUACGCCGAGUUCCUCCACUGUAAGGGCAAAAAGUUUACGGACUUUGACGAGGUCCGUCAGGAGAUCGAGGCUGAGACUGACCGGAUGACAGGCGCCAACAAGGGCAUCUCGCCCAUUCCCAUCAACCUGCGAGUGUAUUCCCCUCACGUUCUCAACCUGACGCUGGUUGACCUGCCCGGCAUGACCAAAGUGCCCGUGGGCGACCAGCCAGCCGACAUCGAGACUCAGAUCCGGGACAUGCUGCAGCAGUUUGUCACCAAGGACAACUGCCUGAUGCUCGCCGUUUCGCCGGCCAACUCGGAUCUGGCCAACUCGGACGCUUUAAAGAUUGCCAAAGAGGUUGACCCGCAGGGUAUGAGGACCAUCGGCGUUAUUACCAAACUGGACCUCAUGGAUGAGGGCACGGAUGCUAAGGACAUCCUGGAGAAUAAGCUGCUUCCACUCAGACGAGGGUACAUUGGUGUGGUCAACCGGAGCCAAAAGGACAUCGACGGAAAGAAAGAUAUCACCGCCGCCUUGGGUGCCGAGAGGAAGUUCUUUCUCUCCCACCCUGCCUACAGGCACCUGGCCGACCGCAUGGGCACGGCCUACCUGCAGAAAAUCCUAAACCAGCAACUCACCAACCACAUCCGGGACACGCUGCCGGCUCUGCGGGCCAAGCUGCAAAGCCAGCUCCUCUCCAUCGAGAAGGAGGUGGAAGAGUACAAGAACUUCAGGCCCGACGAUCCGUCCCGCAAGACCAAGGCUCUGCUUCAGAUGGUGCAGCAGUUUUCUGUGGACUUUGAGAAGUGCAUCGAGGGCUCUGGGGACCAGAUCGACACAGCCGAGCUAUCCGGCGGCGCCAAGAUCAACCGCAUCUUCCAUGAGCGCUUCCCCUUCGAGCUGGUCAAGAUGGAGUUUGACGAGAAGGAGCUCCGCAAGGAGAUCAGCUACGCCAUCAAGAACAUCCACGGCAUCAGGACGGGUCUGUUCACCCCGGACCUGGCAUUUGAGGCAAUAGUGAAAAAGCAGAUCCAAAAACUGAAGGAGCCCACUCUGAAGUGUAUAGACAUGGUUGUCAAUGAGCUCACCUUCACCAUACAAAAGUGUAGUCAAAAGCUGGCCCAGUACCCGAUGCUGCGAGAAGAGAUGGAGAGAAUCGUCACUCAGCACAUCAGAGACCGAGAGAGCCGCACCAAAGGCCAGGUGCUCCUGCUGAUCGACAUCGAGUUGUCCUACAUGAACACCAACCACGAAGACUUCAUCGGCUUCGCCAACGCCCAGCAGAGGAUCAACCAGAUGAACAAGAAGAAGGCGGCUGGCAAUCAGGAUGAGAUCAUGCCGGAGAGAGGAGUUAACGAUCGGUUCAAGGUGAUCCGAAAGGGAUGGUUGACGAUCAACAACAUUGGUAUCAUGAAGGGCGGAGCCAAGGAGUACUGGUUUGUCCUCACCGCCGAGUCGCUGUCCUGGUACAAGGAUGACGAGGAGAAGGAGAAGAAGUACAUGCUGCAGGUGGACAACUUGAGGCUGCGGGAUGUCGAGAAGGGCUUCAUGUCCAGCAAGCACAUUUUCGCCCUCUUCAACACCGAGCAAAGAAACGUGUACAAGGACUACCGGCAGCUGGAGUUGGCCUGCGAGAGUCAGGAAGACGUGGACGCAUGGAAGGCGUCCUUCCUGAGAGCCGGCGUGUACCCUGAACGUGUCACGGAAAAGGAAGGAAAGAGCGACACAGGCGACGAGAACGGCUCCGACGGUUUCAUGAACAGCAUGGACCCCCAGCUGGAGCGUCAGGUCGAGACCAUCCGCAACUUGGUCGACUCCUACAUGGCCAUCGUCAACAAAACAGUUCGCGACCUGAUGCCCAAGACCAUUAUGCACCUCAUGAUUAAUAAUUGCAAAGAGUUCAUCAAUGCUGAGCUACUGGCCCAGUUGUACUCCUGCGGCGACCAGAACACACUGAUGGAGGAGUCUCAGGAGCAGGCGCAGCACCGCGACGAAAUGCUGAGGAUGUAUCACGCCCUGCGAGAGGCACUCCACAUCAUCGGCGACAUCAGCACGUCCACCGUCUCCACAGCCAUGCCGCCGCCUGUGGACGACUCGUGGCUGCAGGUCCAACGGGGUGGCUCGGGAGGAAGGUCUCCAGCCACCAGUCCAACUCCAAAUCGUAGGGCGCCCCCAGGCCCUCCAGCUCGCCCUGGGUCUCGCGGGCCUCCUCCUGCCGGGGGACCUCCGGUACCAUCCCGCCCCGGGGCUUCUCCAGACCCUUAUAGCGGGCCGCCGCCCACAGUGCCCUCUCGACCGAACCGCGCACCGCCGAGUGUGCCCAGAAUCACUAUCACUGACCAAUGAGGACUAACCUUUCUGUCGGAGACCCCCACCUUAACCGACGCACUAGACCUCCAAGCUCCUCCUCCUUCUUCUCCUUCUUCCAUCUCUUCUCUUCGGGCCGACGGCGCCACCUUCCUUUCUUCUGCAGUGGUGGUGGCUCCAUCCUCCUCCAACUACCUCCAACCCUCAAAUAGCGCCACCUGUCAACAACACAAACGCACAUUUUAACAUACUGCAUGACCCUUCAGAUAUAUAAUGUGUAUGAUCCGGGUGAUAUUUUUUAGCAAGGAAGUUGUCAUACGCGCAUAAAAAGUGAUGGCACUAAAAUAAAGCAAAACUACUCACUCAUCGGAGGACGGGAAAUUCCGGAUAGAAUAGGGAGGGGACAGGGAGGUAUUUCACCAGAGAGAUACUGCCACUCAGUGGCAUUUUACAAAUUUAGCAGCAGCAUAAAAAUCUUUUGCUUCUGUUGCUAUGCUGAUAUUUAUAUGAAAUAUACAUUUUGUUUGUGAAAUGGACAAAAAAAUGCACGGUUUCAACACAGUUAGUCAGUGUAGCUUCUGUCAUUUUCACGUUAGCCGUUUUACUAUUAUGUGGCUACAUGCUAAUUAUGUUAGCGUCUACUUGGUACAAAGUUACAUUGUGUAUGUCAGACUAGGUCACCAGAAGCUCCAUUUCUGGUUAUAUGGUUAUCGUCACUCUUUUCCUUUUGGCCUUCACUGGUAACACACACACACACACACACACACACACACACACACACACACAAAAGCCAAAGAAAAAGCAAAACAAUUGCAGAGUUCCUCCUGGAGGUGAAGGUUUGCCGAAGUCACACGUGAUGCUGGCUUGGACUCUCGUAUGAAUGGAUGACGUGGACUAUGACGUCACCUUGCAUGACCUCCUCUGACCAUAUUUAUCGUUUGACACGCUCUCUUCUCGUUCUGCACAGCACGCCGCCGACAAAGAGGCACUGUUCAAACUCUCGAAGACGCCUCACACCCUUUCUUCUUUUUUUCAUCACUUCAUCAUUCAUCCAUCAUUCACUCACUCCACAUCUCUUGCACAGAAGCUAUGCAAUGCAGGAAGUCCCUUCUCCCUCCCUCCCCCAUCACGUUAAGCACCAUUUAUGACCCUCAGGUGAAUAAAUGAAACUGUUACCUUAUCAAGGCGGGAUAGAAAUAAAAAGUGCAAUAUGGUAGCAUGUUUCUGUGCUGAGACCCCUCCUCCUGUGUAAACCCUUCUUAAUAUCUUAAAACAAUUGAUGAUCUACCACUUUUCUUUUUCUGCUUUUUUUUUUGUUGUCAGUGGUCACGGGGGUGAGUGAGAGGAUGAAUUCCAUGUACACGAUUCUCCUUCUGUUUGGUUUACUCUCAAUUGUGCUGUGGCGUGUUUUUGGAGCCCUUCGAACCGGUGAUGUCAUCAAUCAAUCAAUC
Hippocampus comes (tiger tail seahorse) is the source of this 4179-nucleotide messenger RNA. It is a transcript of the gene dnm1a, whose product is annotated as dynamin 1a. The transcript has 24 exons. Gene Ontology annotation, biological process: receptor internalization; synaptic vesicle budding from presynaptic endocytic zone membrane. NCBI's taxonomy places the organism in Eukaryota, Metazoa, Chordata, Actinopteri, Syngnathiformes, Syngnathidae. The record is from RefSeq and is a predicted model, not a curated record. Bases 203 to 2767 code for a protein of 854 amino acids. Gene Ontology annotation, cellular component: cytoplasm; synapse; microtubule. Gene Ontology annotation, molecular function: microtubule binding; GTP binding; GTPase activity.